AUGACUAUCUAUAUUGCAUCUUUGUUUCUUCCUUACACAAUUCAUUUUGAGGUUGAGGCAUCCAAGGUGCCUAUGCUCAACGAUGACGAAAUUGUUGAGCCUGUAGAAUCCCUCAAUAGCAAUAAUGCUACGCGGAUUGGUAGUCCUUCUGAAGAAUCUGACUAUGAGGAUUCCACAAUCUCCAUUUUGAAGUCUCUUGCCAAAAACAAGUCCACUUCUAACUUGUCCUAUGAAGAAUCCGAAUUGGCUUCUAUUUCGAGCGGCGAAGCAUCUGAGCAGCCAUCAUUUCGGCAGCAACUGCAACAGCAACUGCAACAGCCGCAGCAGCAGCAACAACCCAUAAUGUUCACUCCUUCCAAUAGAGUGUCAGUGCAGGACUUUUUCUUCAACAAUCCCAACAGUUCCAGGCUGUCUUUAAGCUCUCCUUCGAUAGAGGAUACUCAGGCCCGUUCUGAAGGCGGCUAUUUUGCUGCCGCCACUAAUACCACUGCUGAAUCUCCAGCCUCUGGGUCUGCUAUUGCUACCACGCCUUCCAAGAUUAACACGGUGCCUGCAGUUGGCUCAGUGGGUUCUGGAGGCUCUGGGGCCUCCACUUCUUCGCCCACCGGUGCCGUUCAGAGAAGCAAAUCUGGCAUUCCACCCUCUGGAUUGGCCGGUUCUUCUGCAUCUGCCUAUGUUAGACCUCACUCGAGGUUGAGAAAUCCUCCCCCUCCUACUAAUGUAUCAGAGCUUCUUCCUAGACCAAGCUUGGAACAUACCAGAUCAACUCGUAGUUUUGGUAGCAGCAUGAGCAGAGCCUUGUUGGCUCGUAGAGCCAGCUCUCAGGUUAUUCCUCGUCAGAGAUCUUCAUUAGCGGGUGCUGACGUCGGAUUUGAGGGUGAUGGUGAUUCGGCUGCAAUGAUGAAACCACUCAGUGGACAGAGAGCUGAUGAUCAAUUAGAUCGCUACUUUGCUGAGAAGACUACCAAUGGAAAAGUGGUUCCCUUCGGCGGUUUCUCCCGUGAUUACAAGUCCUUGCUAAACGAGCAGAACAAUGUGUUUGCUACUGCUCCUUGGAAGGUUGUUCAUUACGAACGUGGUAACGGUAGUUUACGUAACGCCGUUCAUCAAGCUGUCGAAAGUGGUCAUUUGAAAGAUGUUCAAUGGAUCGGUACUCCUUGUAUGCCUUCAGAUUUGGUUCCUCAGAAAACCAGAGAUGCCAUUUCUGUGAAAUUAAAUGCUGAAUACGCUUCCGACCCAAUAUAUGUAUCAGACGAUGUCUUUGAAGGAGCUUAUGAUCGAUUCUGCAAGCAAGUUUUAUGGCCUAUUCUUCACUAUCAGCUUCCUGAACAGCAGAAGGCCAACGAGUUUCUCAAUGGUUCAUGGAGAGACUAUGAAACUGUAAACCGUCAGUUUGCCGAUAAAUUAAUUGCUAAGUAUAAAGAAGGCGAUAUUAUUUGGAUUCACGACUACCAUUUAAUGCUUGUUCCAGCCUACGUUCGUAAGGCUUUACCUAAGGCUAAGAUUGGCUUCUUUCUUCACGUUUCCUUCCCGUCCAGUGAGGUUUUCCGUUGCUUGGCUCAACGUAAGCAAAUCCUUGAAGGUUUGUUGGGCGCUGAUUGUGUUGGUAUGCAAGCCGAUGAGUACGUCGCCCAUUUUUUCCAGAGCUGUAACAGGCUUCUAUUGGCAGACUUUGAUGACUACGGCAUUCAUUACGGUAACAGAACUAUCAGUGUCACCCAUAAUCCAAUUGGUAUUGAUGCUUUUGGAUUGCAGAAGGUCAUUAAUGGUGAUGUGGUGAAUAACUGGAGGGUCUUAGUGAGGGACAGAUGGGCUGGAAAGAUGCUGAUCGUGUCUAGAGACAAAAUGGACAAGAUUCGUGGUGUAAAGGAGAAACUUCUAGCCUAUGAACGAUUUCUCAACGAGAAUCCAGAGUAUCUAGAGAAGACUCUUCUCUUACUUAUCUGUAUUCCUGGGCGUGCUGCUGCUGACGAAAAGAUGGAAAACGAGAUUCUUACUGUUGUGGAUAGAAUAAAUUCUCGCAGAGACAACAUUGCUAGUGACAGGCCUGUUAUCGUUCUUAAUCAGGACUUGCAAUUUGAGCAGUACUUGGCCCUUCUUAGUGAGGCGGGCUUGUUUAUUGUGUCCACUCUUCGUGAAGGUAUGAACUUGACGUGCCAUGAGUUCGUUGAAGCGUCUUCAGAAGACCAUUCACCGUUGAUUUUAAGUGAGUUUGUUGGCUCUGCCGCAGUUUUGUCCGGUGGUGCCUUGAUCACCAAUCCUUACAAUGUUAGGCAGGUGGCAGAAGCCAUUCGAAUUAGUGUUGAAAUGAGUGCUGAAGAGAAAGGACGCAGAUGGAAGGCUAUGCACGAGGCAGUAUUACGCCAUGAUUCGCUCAACUGGGUUAUUCAAGAUCUCAAGGAUAUCGAUGAGGCCAGUUUACUAAAUACAAGUCAACAACCGGGGGACAUGAAGCAGCUAACGUGGGCCGCAGUUGACAAUGCUCUUCUGAAGAGCAAUUCGAUGUCACAUACAGAUUCAGGUAGUACCUAUUCUCGUUUGUUUAUCAUUGACCUUGGUGUUCUUAUUUCCAACGUGGAAGUUCACGGAACCAAGAUCAACCCUAUUCAGCAAAGACUUACAGAUAGUAUCAUCAACAAUCUGGCAUCGGAUCCUUCAAAUGCAGUGUAUUUAUUAAGCUCCUCUACCAAAGCUGAUCUUGGAAUGCGGUGCAGAAGUAUGAAUGAUGUGGGAAUUCUUUCUGAGAAUGGUGCGUAUGUUAGACUCUGUAACGAAUUGGAGUUUACUUCUUUGGUGUCUCAUAAGGAAUUGGAAUGGUUGUCUGCCGUGGUGGACACGAUGAAGUCUUUUAGUCUUAGAAUUCCAGGAGCUUACGUGGAGACUGAGUCUUCUAUGGUGAGGUUCCACACAGAGGGAAGUCACGAUAUCGAACCCGAGCACAGGGACAAGCUUGUCGGAGAGCUAAUGGCUCAUAUCAACGAAUUAUAUGGUCAUGACUGGAACCUACAUGCUCAUGUAGUGAACAAGAUGGUCGUGGUUCAAGAGGCAGAUACUGUGCAAAAGGCUCUUUCCUACAUUGUUGACCAGAGUCAACUUACGUUUGUUAUGGCUACAGGAGAGACCAGCCCUACCAAUGAAGAAGUGUACAAUUUCUUCAGAGAGCGUAGAGAGCGGUUCGCCAAUAACGUGUUGACCGUAAAGAUGGGCAAAGCUCACGACAGCUCGAAUGCCGAAUUUAAGUUGCAUGGUAUGAAUGAGCUCUUGAUUGCACUUUCAAGGGUGGCCUAA
Molecule: messenger RNA, 3288 nt
Organism: Brettanomyces nanus
Lineage: Eukaryota; Fungi; Ascomycota; Pichiomycetes; Pichiales; Pichiaceae
Exons: 1
Coding region: 1-3288 (1095 amino acids)
Biological process (GO): trehalose biosynthetic process
Cellular component (GO): alpha,alpha-trehalose-phosphate synthase complex (UDP-forming); cytosol
Molecular function (GO): catalytic activity
Source: RefSeq, a predicted model, not a curated record